AUGCUUAAGACUUCAAUUCGCAACAUCGCUCGCCAGCAACUUCGCACCGCACCCAUGCUCAGGGCCGCUCCGGUAUUUAGAGCAAAUGCCGGUGUGCGCAUCGCCAGAACUUUGGCUUCUUACACUAUUCCCGAGAAGCAAAAGGCGGUGAUUUUCGAGACCAAUGGAGGUGAAUUGAAAUACACCGACAUUCCUGUACCAAAACCAAAACCCAAUGAGCUUUUGAUCAACGUCAAAUACUCGGGUGUUUGUCACACCGAUCUUCACGCUUGGAAAGGUGAUUGGCCAUUGGACACCAAGCUUCCUCUUGUGGGUGGUCACGAGGGUGCUGGUGUUGUUGUGGGAAUGGGAGAAAACGUGGUUGGCUGGAAAGUCGGCGACUUGGCUGGUAUCAAGUGGCUUAACGGUUCUUGUCAAGCUUGUGAGUACUGUGAUGGAGGUCAUGAAUCCAAUUGUGCUCAAGCUGAUUUGUCUGGUUACACCCACGAUGGUUCUUUCCAGGAGUACGCCACCGCCGACUACAUCCAGGCUGCCAGAAUCCCUGAGGGAACUGACUUGGCUCAAGUUGCUCCAAUUUUGUGUGCUGGUAUCACUGUCUACAAGGCAUUGAAAACCGCCAACCUUACCCAAGGUCAAUGGGUUGCCAUUUCCGGUGCCGGUGGUGGUUUGGGAACUCUUGCUGUCCAAUACGCCAAAGCUAUGGGUUACUUGGUUGUGGGUAUCGAUGGUGGUGCCGACAAGGCCCAAGUCCGCCAAGUCUUUGGGUGCUGA
Molecule: messenger RNA, 771 nt
Organism: Meyerozyma guilliermondii ATCC 6260
Lineage: Eukaryota; Fungi; Ascomycota; Pichiomycetes; Serinales; Debaryomycetaceae
Exons: 1
Coding region: 1-771 (256 amino acids)
Molecular function (GO): oxidoreductase activity; zinc ion binding
Source: RefSeq, a predicted model, not a curated record